AUGCUCAACUCCAAAAAUAAUAAUAAUAAUAAUAAUAAUAAUAAUAAUCAAGAUGAAGAUCAUUUAAAUUCAAAUAUUUUCGAAAAUUUGGCUUUUGUUUUCGAUAAAACCAUUAAUCUCAAAAGAAAAACCGAGUUAAUAAAAAUUAUUAAAAAGAAUGGAGGCAAAAGCUGCUACUCAUGCACAAAGGCCACACAUUUAAUCUCCACAAAAGAAGGCUAUUUAGAGAAGACCCAAAAAGUUGAACAAGCUCUUUCUUUGGGCAUCCCAAUUUUGGUUAAAGAAUUUGUCCAUGAUUGUGUACUUAAAAAAGAGUUACUUCCUGAUGAAACCUUUUUAGUAUCAUCCUUAGUAUCUGAUUCAUCCGUUUUAUCCUUACCACAAGAGUUAGAGGUAAAUUUAAAUAAUGAAGAUAAUAAUACUCUUACCUCCAUUAAUAAAGUCGAGCUUGGUGAUAAAAAAACAACAACAACCAACACUACAAAUAAUAGCUCACCAAGCAUCUCUUUGAUUGCUUUAGAAGAUAUUAGUGGUAAUAGAGCAAAUACCACAGCUCAAAUAUACCAAAAAGCUUUAGAAGCCGAAAAUCAAGCACUCAAAGAGAGAAUCAAAGAGAUAGAACAUGAAUUUAAAUGUUAUAUAAAUACAAAGGAGAAUUUAGAAAUGGAGAAAGAUUUAGAAAUAAAUAAAUUAUUAGAAAGCCAAAGAAAUUAUAGUACCCUCAAAGCAUGCCUCUUAAGAGAUCUCGAAAAUAAAUGUAAAGAGGUUAUUGAUUUAGAAUUUAUUUUAGAGGAAUAUCAAGCUCGUAAUGCUAUACUCACUGAUCGUUUGAAAGGAUCCAAUAAACCAGGUGGAAAUGAUGAAGAGAAAAAAGUAAUCCAAACAAAACUUGACCAAAUGACCACAUUAAAAAUUCAAUUAGAUAAUGAAAAUACUCAACUCAAUUCAGAAAUUGAAAGCUUAAAAUUAAACUCCCUCAGAGGCCAUCAUAUUUUUGGUUUAGAAAAUAAUAUUUCAAUUAAUCAAGAGAAUCAAUCCAAAUUACCAAUCAAUAAUCAAAACCAAACAUUACACAAUGAAGGUAUAAAAAAUGACCUCGAAGGAGUUAAAUCAAAAAAAUCUGAAAAGUUGGGUGCUCGUAUUUUAAGAUUUUUUAGAUGUGGUAGUAGUAAUAGUAGUAGUGCUCAAGUAAAAUCUAAUAAUUCAAAUAAAUCCACAACUAGUUAUCUAUCAUCAUCAUCAUCAUCAUCAAAUACUUCAACACCAUCCUAUCCAUAUAAUAAAAAUAACAACACUUCACCAUUGGUACCUCCACCACAUUUACCUCCAUUACCAGCUUGGAGAUAUAAGUAUAUUUCUGCAGUUCUACCAACUUCACUUACCAAACCAUCUUCUAGAGUAGAGAACUUCUUUAAAGACGAGUCAUUGAUUUUAUCAAGCUCUCCAUUUAAGCAAUCAUCAAACUCUUUAAUUAUCUUUUAUGAUUUGGGUCAUUAA
Messenger RNA from Dictyostelium purpureum, 1497 nucleotides. RefSeq lists its product as uncharacterized. The record is from RefSeq and is a predicted model, not a curated record. Bases 1 to 1497 code for a protein of 498 amino acids. The transcript is spliced from 5 exons. Gene Ontology annotation, cellular component: Set1C/COMPASS complex. Lineage: Eukaryota; Evosea; Eumycetozoa; Dictyosteliales; Dictyosteliaceae.